This is a messenger RNA of Staurois parvus, 353 nucleotides long. The record is from the annotation of a GenBank genome assembly. NCBI's taxonomy places the organism in Eukaryota, Metazoa, Chordata, Amphibia, Anura, Ranidae.
CUUUGCUGGGUUUUUUUUGCCUUCCUCUGGAUCAACUGUGGACUUUAGGGGGGCCGGACUGUGGCCAUCGGGAGUAGAAAACGUCCCUCAUCAUUCGGAGUAAACAAUGACCCAUGUUUGAUGUCAGUGAGACAAAUUGUGCCCUAUACUUGGUGUCUUUGGCAGGAAUUUUGCACCAUCAUUGGAGUAAUGGGGCCACAUUGUUGGUGUCAUUGGGAGGAAUAUGCCCCAUCAUUGGUGUCAUUGGUAGGAAUAGUGUCCCAUCAUUGGUGUCAGUGGGAGGAAUAGUGCCCCAUCAUUGGUGUCAUUGGGGAGGAAUAGUGCCCCAUCAUUGGUGUCAGUGGGAGGAAUAG